UUCUAUUCCUUCUCUCUUCUCUCGCCUUCUUCUCCUCUCCUUCUUCUCCUCUCUCCUCUUCACUUUCCUCUCGCUCUUUGUUUUCUAUUAUCACCUCAGUAUCGGUUUUAAUUUAAUAAUAUCACCUUUACGCACACUCACUCUUUCCAUUUCUAAUUUCGUUGACCACGCCUGCUAGAGUGUGUUAUUACAAAUGAAGCCCAAAGUCAUUCCACCUGAUUCCUCGACUGAAAUGAAGCGAUUGGCCCAAUCAAAUGAGCGUAGCAAGCAUUGGAUGAGAUGGGGCCCAUACCUCUCUGAACGUCAGUGGGCUACAGUCCGCGAGGAUUAUAGUGGUGACGGUGAUGCCUGGCGUUUCUUCCCUCAUGAUCAUGCACGAUCCAGGACGUACCGUUGGGGAGAAGAUGGUCUUGCAGGCUUGUCUGACAACCAUCAACGACUCUGUUUUUCUGUGGCGCUUUGGAAUGGGCAAGACAAGAUCCUGAAAGAACGACUUUAUGGCCUAACCAAUCAUGAAGGCAACCAUGGUGAAGAUGUCAAGGAACUGUAUUACUACCUGGAUAAUACACCCACUCACUCGUACAUGAAAUAUUUGUACAAGUACCCUCAAGCUGAGUUCCCAUAUGAGCAACUUGUCCAAGAGAGCACGCGUCGUGGCCGAACGGAUCCAGAGUUUGAGCUUCUCGACACUGGGAUUUUUGAUCAGGACAAGUACUUUGAUGUCUUUGUCGAAUAUGCAAAGGAUGAUGAGGACGUGGAUGAUAUCUUCAUCAAGAUCACAGCUUUUAAUCGAGGCCCCCAAGAUGCACCCUUGUGUAUCAUCCCUCAAAUUUGGUUCCGUAAUACCUGGUCUUGGUUCCCAGAGGGGGAGGUCCAGAUCCCAUCACUCAAGAAGGUGCACCCUCACGUAAUCAAGGCAGAUCAUGAGACCUUGGGGAAACGAUGGGUUUAUUUUGAAGCCUUAGCAGCCGAGCACGACCAUGGACAUGGCCCUGAGUUGCUCUUUACCAACAAUGAGUCAAAUACACAAAGAUUAUUCAAUGACUCCAACAGGAGUCCUUAUGUCAAGGACGGUUUUCAUGAGUAUAUCAUCAAUGGCAAAAAGGAAGCAGUGAACACAGAAGAUUACCAUGGCACAAAGGCUGGUGGCGUAUACAGAUUCGACAAAGUUCCAGCAGGGGGACAUGUACAAGUUCGGGUGCGCUUGAGCCGCCAAGAAGGCCAUGGGAGUAUCGUUCCUAAAAAGUUUGAUAAGAUUUUGAAGGAGCGUAUCCAGGACGCUGAAGAAUUUUAUGGCAAUUUGGCACUCAAAAACAUGACUGAGGACAUGCGGAUGAUUCAACGGCAGGCCCUGGCAGGCAUGCUAUGGUCGAAGCAAUGGUAUCACUUCGAUCAACGAUCCUGGCGCAAGGGAGAUCCUGUGGGAAUGGCUCCUCCACCUGAGCGCAAAGAUUUGCGUAACAGGGAAUGGAGACAUCUCUACAUUGAUGACAUCCUUUCGAUGCCUGACAAGUGGGAAUAUCCAUUUUUUGCUGCCUGGGAUAUGGCGUUUCAUGUGAUCCCAUUAUCCAUUGUCGACCCAACAUUUGCCAAAAAUCAGUUGGACCUGUUGACGAGAGAGUGGUAUAUGCACCCGUCUGGCCAGAUUCCUGCUUAUGAAUGGAAUUUUUCAGAUGUCAAUCCUCCUGUUCAUGCUUGGGCGGCAUUUCAGGUGUUCAGGACCGAAGACCGGCUCUAUGGUCGCAAGGAUUUCCUCUUUCUGGAACGCGUCUUCCAGAAAUUGUUGCUAAAUUUCACUUGGUGGGUAAACCGAAAGGACACAGAAGGGAACAAUGUCUUUGAAGGUGGGUUCCUUGGCCUGGAUAAUAUUGGUCUUUUCAACCGAUCAGAGCCUCUGCCCAAUGGGGCUACACUUCGUCAGGCCGACGGUACUUCCUGGAUGGCUUUCUUCUCACUUUGCAUGCUACAUAUUGCUCUGGAGUUGGCCAAACGCAAUCCUGUAUACGAAGAUAUUGCCUCUAAAUUCUUAGAGCACUUCUUCCAUAUCUCGGAUGCGAUGACAUACCAAUCCGGUGGAGAGGAAAAAUCCCUCUGGGACACGACCGAUAACUUUUUUUAUGACUCCAUCUCGUGGCCGGGUGGGAACACUCAGCGUCUAAAGACGCGCAGUUUAGUCGGAGUGAUUCCACUAUUCUCCGUCCUGUCACUCGACCCUGAAUAUCUCGAACUCUUCCCAGGGUUCACCCGUCGUCUUGAAUGGCUUCUUGCUUACCGUGAGAAACAUCGACCGGCCCGAGUGUUCAAGAAGGAGGACAGCAAAGAGAAUGGAUCUGUGCUGUUGGCGCUCGUUGAUCAAACCAUGCUUCGUGCUAUCCUAAAGCGCGUCCUAGAUGAAGAGGAGUUUCUCUCACCUUUUGGAAUCCGAUCCCUUUCCAAGUUCCACAAAAACAAUCCGCUAAGUAUGUGGAUGUGCGGACAAGAAUUUAAGGUCGAAUAUCUUCCAGCCGAGUCAGACUCGGGGAUGUUUGGAGGAAAUUCUAAUUGGAGGGGUCCCAUUUGGCUUCCUACAACUUACCUCUUGGUGGUAUGCUUGAAGAGAUUCCAUUACUUUUAUGGCAAUGACUUUAAGGUCGAAUGCCCUACCGGAUCUGGGAUCAUGAAAACACUCGAGGAAGUUGCUUGGGAAAUUGAAAUUCGACUGAUGCGAUUGGUACGCAAAAACAAGCAGGAUCGACGUCCCGCAAACGGUGGCCAUGACAAAACUGACAAGGACCCAUUCUUUAAGAAUCUAGUCUUGUUUUACGAAUAUUUUGAUGCUGAGACUGGCAGGGGACUUGGUGCCUCUCAUCAAACAGGCUGGACAGGUCUCCUGGCCAUGAUUGCUCAGCAAGUCGGAGACAAGUGUCAAGAAACCCCCCCAGCUUUUAACGGUAAUGCCAAUGGCGCCAUCAAGGGAAAUUAAAAGAACAAAGUAUAAUAAAAAAAUGAAC
This is a messenger RNA of Lobosporangium transversale, 2990 nucleotides long. Its product is annotated as Six-hairpin glycosidase-like protein. The record is from RefSeq and is a predicted model, not a curated record. Gene Ontology annotation, cellular component: endoplasmic reticulum membrane. The transcript is spliced from 10 exons. Gene Ontology annotation, molecular function: Glc3Man9GlcNAc2 oligosaccharide glucosidase activity. Lineage: Eukaryota; Fungi; Mortierellomycota; Mortierellomycetes; Mortierellales; Mortierellaceae. Bases 194 to 2962 code for a protein of 922 amino acids. Gene Ontology annotation, biological process: oligosaccharide metabolic process; protein N-linked glycosylation.